Molecule: messenger RNA, 618 nt
Organism: Plasmodium fragile
Lineage: Eukaryota; Apicomplexa; Aconoidasida; Haemosporida; Plasmodiidae
Exons: 9
Coding region: 1-618 (205 amino acids)
Biological process (GO): alpha-tubulin acetylation
Cellular component (GO): microtubule
Molecular function (GO): tubulin N-acetyltransferase activity
Source: RefSeq, a predicted model, not a curated record
AUGCACAACUUGGAGAUAAAGAAACACUCAAGGGUUGACUUGCUUCUCCUGAGGAGCUCUGACCUUCAUUCUUUUCGGAAGCUACAAAGGGAUGUAGACGAAAUGGGCCUCCUGUCUAGCACUGAGCAGCACCUGUCGGGAAUUUUAACAACUUUAGACAACGUCGCGGACCAGGACAACACGCUAUACUGCUUAACACAACAAGGUGAACUAAUCGGGAUGUUAAAGAUUGGUACAAAACGGCUGUACUUGUAUAACGGGAAAGACUUACACUGCCGAAGCUGUGCGUGUUUAUUAGAUUUUUACAUACAGAGGAACUUCCGGAAGAGGGGCCUUGGGCUUGUUAGUACGACUCUCACUCCUGGAGAAAAAAAAAGAAAAGAAAAAGUGAACGUGUUAAUAAUGGAUGUGUUAAUAAAGGAGAAUGAACUCUUUAACUUCAUGUUGAGAGACAAGGCGAUCUCUCCAUCCAAAUUAUGCUACGAUAAUCCAUCCUACAAACUGCGGAACUUCUUGAAGAAGCAUUUCUCCCCGUGCGCGCUGAUAAAGCAGCCGAACAAUUUUGUCAUCUUUGCGGAGUACUUUGGCGAACCGGAAACGGCCCCAUUUGAGCAAUGA